Molecule: messenger RNA, 1041 nt
Organism: Toxorhynchites rutilus septentrionalis
Lineage: Eukaryota; Metazoa; Arthropoda; Insecta; Diptera; Culicidae
Gene: Sptr
Product: sepiapterin reductase
Exons: 2
Coding region: 146-943 (265 amino acids)
Biological process (GO): tetrahydrobiopterin biosynthetic process
Molecular function (GO): sepiapterin reductase (NADP+) activity
Source: RefSeq, a predicted model, not a curated record
AGCAGGCACUUUCUGUUGCGGAACUUGUUCAUCUCGUUAAAUACGACCAUCUCGAACCGGAGCCGGCUGAGCAGGAACAGGAGCGCUGCAGGGAAGGCGAGGAAAGCGGAACAGAAAGCUCGACCAGCCGCUAAUAUAUAGUAAAAUGUCGCCCAGCACAAAAAUCGACCUAAAUCAGGUUGCGUAUUUUCUCAUCACCGGCGCGUCGCGAGGCAUUGGACAACGUAUGGCAAUCGAAACGUCCCGCAAAUUUGAGCCAGGCUCGGUAGUGGUGUUGUUGGCUCGAUCUGCUACCGGACUGGAAUCAACAAGGGCGGAAAUAUUGGACGUCAAUCCGCAUAUUACCGUAGUUACCAGCUCGGUGGACCUGAACAACGCCUCGAAACAGUUGCUAGAGGAUAUAAUUGAAAAAUCACUGGCCAAGACGCCUGUGAGUAACUUCCAGCUUGCGACUGUCAUCCACAACGUGGGCACUGUUGGCAAUGUGGAGCGCAAGGCAAUCGAUAUGGAUGAUCGCCAGGAGUGGGAGAAUUAUUUUGCUACCAAUCUGUUUAUGGUGGGUGUUCUAAAUAGUUGCUUCCUCCGCAAGUUCCAGAAGUGUACCAAUAAGCUGGUUGUUAAUGUAACCUCCAAGGCAUGUUUGGCACCCUUCAAGAGCAUGGGAUUCUACUGUGCUGGAAAGGCUGCUCGAGAGAUGUACUUCAAAGUACUAGCGACGGAAGAAAGCGAUCUUGUAGUGCUGAACUACUCUCCAGGUCCCGUUGAUACCGAUAUGACCAUUGAUAUUCAAGGACGGUCCAAUGCAGAAGAAUUGCGCGACUACUUCAAAGGCCUCCGCGAAACAACGACUAUUCUCACCACAUACCAAACCACUGAGAAAUUUCUCAGUGUUCUGGAUGCCGGACAAUUUGAAUCUGGAGAUCACGUUGAUUAUUACGAUUGAAACCAUUCCAUUUAUUAUGCUUCAUUGUUCUGGUUGCCGGUGUCCAUAUUUUAUAUAGUUAAUCCAAAUAAAUGAACAAUGUAAUUGAAAGUAAAUAA